Suricata suricatta (meerkat) is the source of this 3093-nucleotide messenger RNA. RefSeq names its product coronin 2B (gene CORO2B). The record is from RefSeq and is a predicted model, not a curated record. Gene Ontology annotation, biological process: actin filament organization. The coding region runs from base 18 to 1280 and encodes 420 amino acids. Gene Ontology annotation, molecular function: actin filament binding. The transcript has 11 exons. NCBI's taxonomy places the organism in Eukaryota, Metazoa, Chordata, Mammalia, Carnivora, Herpestidae.
CCUGGGCAGUGGAGAAGAUGUCCUGGCGUCCACAAUACCGCAGCUCCAAGUUCCGGAACGUCUACGGGAAGGUGGCCAAUCGGGAGCACUGCUUCGACGGAAUCCCUAUCACCAAGAAUGUGCAUGAUAACCACUUCUGUGCUGUCAACGCCCGCUUCCUGGCCAUCGUCACCGAGAGCGCGGGAGGUGGCUCCUUCCUGGUCAUCCCCCUGGAGCAGACGGGCAGGAUUGAACCCAACUACCCCAAGGUCUGUGGUCACCAAGGCAACGUGCUGGACAUCAAGUGGAACCCAUUCAUCGACAACAUCAUUGCCUCGUGCUCGGAGGACACAUCGGUGCGGAUCUGGGAGAUCCCCGAGGGCGGGUUGAAGCGGAACAUGACAGAGGCUCUCCUGGAACUGCACGGGCACAGCCGACGCGUGGGGCUGGUCGAGUGGCACCCCACGACCAACAACAUCCUCUUCAGCGCCGGCUAUGACUACAAGGAGGCAAACUGCAAAAACCACAGAGUAAACCGAGUGGUGUUCCUGGGGAACAUGAAGCGGCUGCUCACGACGGGGGUUUCCAGGUGGAACACGAGACAGAUCGCCCUCUGGGACCAGGAGGACCUCUCCAUGCCCUUGAUCGAGGAAGAAAUUGAUGGGCUGUCAGGCCUCCUGUUCCCCUUCUAUGAUGCUGACACCCACAUGCUCUACCUGGCUGGAAAGGGAGAUGGGAACAUCCGGUACUACGAGGUCAGCACUGAGAAGCCCUUCUUGAGUUACCUCAUGGAGUUCCGCUCCCCAGCCCCACAGAAAGGCCUUGGGGUCAUGCCCAAGCACGGGCUCGAUGUGUCGGCUUGCGAGGUGUUCCGCUUCUACAAGCUGGUGACUCUCAAGGGCCUGAUUGAGCCCAUCUCCAUGAUCGUGCCCCGGAGGUCGGAUUCCUACCAGGAAGACAUUUACCCCAUGACGCCAGGCACGGAGCCAGCUCUGACCCCCGAUGAAUGGCUGGGGGGCAUCAACCGAGAUCCCGUGCUGAUGUCUUUGAAGGAAGGCUAUAAGAAGUCCUCAAAAAUGGUAUUUAAGGCUCCCAUCAAAGAAAAGAAGAGCGUUGUGGUCAAUGGAAUAGAUUUAUUAGAGAAUGUCCCACCCAGGACGGAGAACGAGCUCCUCCGAAUGUUCUUCCGGCAGCAGGACGAGAUCAGGCGGUUGAAAGAAGAGCUGGCCCAGAAGGACAUCCGCAUUCGGCAGCUGCAGCUGGAACUGAAAAACUUGCGCAACAGCCCCAAGAACUGUUAGCUCCCAGCGGGGGCUGCCUUCUAAGCUGACCUCCGAUCUCUCCGAUCUCUCCGUGGUUUCCACUCGUCCCCUAACUCCCCCUUCUCCAGUGACCCCAGAGACAGAGCCGGGACUGGAGCUGGGGACUGCCUGAGGACCCCACCCACCGCCUCAAGGACUGGAAGCUGACCUUUGAUCUCUUGACCUCACGCUCAUAGAGUCCCCAGCACUGCUGGAGACCCACACUUCUGUGGCCACCCCAGGAGCCAGCUUCUCCUCUGCGGGGCGAAGAGCAAGGGCUCCCUGAGGGGAGUCUUCAAUGGACCAGGGAGCAGAGGGGGAGGCCAGGACCCCAGCAGAUACUGAACUUGAACUUUUGCUGCCAGGACAUCUUGGCACUCCCCGCCGGGGCUCCCAGCAUCCGUGCUGGACCGCACAGGAAGGGUAUCAGUUCAGCCUCCCCUCCCCGCACCUCCCUCUCUUCCCCUGCAGCCAGCCCCGCAAGCCUGACUCACCUGACAAGGGUUGCAAGCAGCCCGGCUCCCUUUUGUCUCUCGCCCCCUCUCUCUUGUCUUCAGGGAAUUAAGAGGCUUGCUCGCCAAGGCCAUAAUGACCCCUUGCCUUCCCAUGACUCUCUUCAAAGCUCUUGGAACACCCUUUUCCCAUUUGACUUGGGAGGUAGGCAGGGUAGGGAAUAGCGUCCCCAUUUCACCAAGGACAGUGGAGGGUUACAAUGGGGAAGUGACUUGCUAAGUCACCCGGAAUGUCAACAGUUGACCCAGGACCAGGAUCCAGUGUAUCCAGACUCCGGGCCAUGGCCCUUCCCACUGCAUCAAGAUGGUGGCCCCACAAGGGCUUUGCUGGUGCCCACGUCUCUAUGGAGAAUGAGGACCGGAAGCCACUGCUACCAUCUGCCCAACACCAGUAGUGCCAAUGUGUCACACUGCCUAGUUGAGGCCCUCCACACUUAGUGCCCCUCUACCCUCCUGGCUCCCCCUGCCCUCACUCCCCAGGGGACUCCCUCAGAUGAGGCCUCUUCCUCCUGGAGGUUGAGGCUGAGAAGGGUGGAGCUUGGCCUGGGGAAGGCAGGGCAGGGGUCUGACCACUUGAGGGGUGCGCCACGGGUGCCCCUCACCGCUUGUGUCUCCGCCACUUUCAGCCUUACACUUGUAGAACGACCACAGCCCCUCGAGUCCGUAUAGCACUUUAAAGUUUACGCGGUUCUCUGACACGUAGGGUCUCAUUUGAGCCUCGCAUCUGCUCUAAGAAGUAGGGAGCAUCUUCUCUCCAUUUUGCAGAUGAGGAAACAGAAGUGGCCCAAGGUCAUGUGACUCUUUGAGACGCCAUAUUUCCUUUGGUCUUCUACACAUUUUCUGUUUUGUUUCCUUAUUUUCGCCUUCCAUUGCCCACUACCCACAGAGUCUAUAAACACUGCUCGCAGAAAAGCCACAGCCUGGGGGUGAGAUGUGGCCUGGGGGUCAAGAAACGGGUGUCUGCUCCUCAUUAGCAUUAUGCCGCACACCUGCUUUUCCCAUGGCUCUUCUGCAACACAUCCAUCCACAGAGGCCGGGGGUCCCUAGGUACCCCUCCAGGUAACCUGGGUGGGGAAAGCUCCCGUCCCUUGGGCUUUUCCUCCAAGACCCCUCCACCCUCUCAGCCAGCUAAAGCAGGGUCUCCUCGCCCUCCACCCCCUGCAGCCAGACAGUGUCCGCUCUCAUCUCCUCACACUUUCUUGAUCAAUUUUUUCUUCCCCAUGGACCUUUGGGGUCUUCUGUGAUUAUUUAUGCUGCCUCCCAAGGAUAGAAUUGAAAUAAAAUGUUUUCAACUUCUCAAA